Messenger RNA from Folsomia candida, 3419 nucleotides. RefSeq lists its product as uncharacterized. Gene Ontology annotation, molecular function: aspartic-type endopeptidase activity. The coding region runs from base 801 to 2867 and encodes 688 amino acids. The record is from RefSeq and is a predicted model, not a curated record. Gene Ontology annotation, biological process: proteolysis. Lineage: Eukaryota; Metazoa; Arthropoda; Collembola; Entomobryomorpha; Isotomidae. The transcript has 2 exons.
UGCACAGUAGAUUUUUGUAAAUACUUGAAUAAACCAUGUAAAUGAAGAAAUUCAUCGUGUUCUUUUAUUUAUUCGGACGAGAUUCAAAAAAAAUUAGAGAAAAAUUUAUAUAUGUAAAUACGUGAGGUUGCCAGUUUACGGAUAGAUUUCCAUAUUUUCUUUGGAUACUUGGGGACCAUGUCGUUUUAUAAGGCAAAACUAAGUGUCUUACCGAUUUAUAUUUUGGGUGGGCUUAUCAUCCUGAGUAUCUUGCGUGGUGGUGAGGACACUAUAUCUUGGAUUGGCACGCCGUAUAAUGUGUCAAUAAUGGGGGAAAGAAAAGGCUUCAGAAAUUUCUUGCAAAUUGUUCGAUCGAAAUAGAUUUUAGUGUGAGCUUAAUAAUGAUCAAAAGUAGUAUUUUAUCAACCUGAAUUUGAAUUUCCAAAUUUGAAAAAUAAUUUAUGUAGCUACCCGAAACCUGUGGUGUAAGGUAUGUCAUAGAGUAUAGUUAAGUCUCAUAUUUCUGUAUCUCUGACUGUGCUCGUCUCACUUGCCCAGUCAGUCACCAUCUGCUACUUGGAGAAUAAAGACAUGUAUAUAGUAACUCUCCAGUGCCUGCUCUCUGACUGAUUUCGACAUCGGUGUAAAUGGUGUGUCGAUGGCCAACGCUACCUAAUUGCAUCUCACACGCAUUACACUACAUGGUGGCAGCGGGUCAGAACUCCCGUCGUGUCGAAAAGGUGACUUAUCAGUGAUUACUGUGAGGGGAAGUUUAUUGCGGUGUCUGCACGUUGAACUAUAGUACUACUCUGCGCAUAGAGAUGGCAGAUAAAGGGUCAGUGUUUCAAGUGUGCCCACCUGAGCAAUUCUCGUUCUCGUCCCCCUCAGACUGGCCUCGAUGGAAACGUCGGUUCGAAAGGUUCCGGAUCGCUUCUGGCCUAGUCAACAAGACUGAAGUGGAGCAAGUCAACUCUCUUAUCUAUUUUAUGGGCGACCAGGCGGAUGAUAUCUUACUAUCAUUUGGGCUCUCCAGUGACGACCAGAAGAAGUUCGACACCGUCUUAGCCAAGUUUGAGGCUCACUUCAUCGUGAAAAGGAACACAAUCUAUGAGCGUUCCCGUUUUAAUUCUCGCGUUCAGGAGAACGGAGAAAGUGUCGACGAAUUCAUCACUUCGCUAUACUCACUUUCUGAAUACUGUGAGUACGGGCAAUUGAAGGAUGAACUGAUUCGUGACAGAAUUGUUGUUGGGGUGUGUGAUCGUCAUCUGGCUGAGAAGAUGCAGUUGGACGAGUCGCUCACUCUGGAAAAGGCUGUGAAGAUGUCCCGUCAGCAUGAGACCGUGAAGAGGCAGCAACGAGAUCUUCGUGGCGAAACGACUACUACUAAUCUUGCAAGGGUAGGGGCCCAGCCAGUGAAGGAAAAGCCCAACUCCCAGGCGAAGUCUGAAAAAUCUUCGUCGUCCGACUCCUCCAAAAGCUGCAAAUUUUGUGGGAGGACCCAUGAGAUGAAGAAGGAACUCUGUCCAGCAUGGGGAAAGGAUUGUAAGACCUGCGGCAAGAAGAACCAUUUCUCUAAACUGUGCAAAAGUAAAGUGGGGACUGUUAAAGUGAAUUAUGUGGACGGUGAAGUGCGCGAUCGUGAAGGUAGUUUUGUUGGAUCCAUCAGAACCAUCGGCUUUUUGGAAACAGCCCAGUCGCGUGACUCUCGCUGGUCAUCCCUGGUGAAGGUGGACAACGCCGAAAUCCUCUUCAAGCUCGACCCUGGGGCUGACGUCACUGUGAUCCCACACACUCUUUUCUGUCAAAAGUGGAAAUCUCGCCGACUGGAUCAUCCGACGCGAUCAGUGAAUGGACCGGAUGGAUCAUCUCUGAAUUCUGUGGGAAGUUUUAUGUGUGACCUGAGCCAUGGAAAGUUAAAAGUGAAUGAAACUGUUUAUGUGAUUCGAGGGCUGCAGCGACCACUGCUAGGACUGCGAGCCUGUGAAGACUUGAAUCUUGUUCGCCGAGUUGACCGUGUGUGGAAUGAAGAGGUGCCGAAGUCAGCAGAAAAUCCUGCCCACUUUGAGAAGGAGUUUCCGAUGCUCUUCUCGGGUCUUGGAAAAAUUGACCACCCCUACACGAUCAAGCUCAAACCUGACGCCGUGCCGUACGCGAUUCACUGCCCAAGGAGGGUGCCACUCCCACUAAUGGACAAGCUGAAAGGGAAGAUUGAAGAAUUUCUCCGCGACGACAUCAUCGAAUCUGUGGAUGAACCGACCGAAUGGUGUGCUCCUGUCGUCAUGGCGCCGAAGUCGAAUGGUGACAGAGUUUGUGUUGAUCUGACAAAACUCAACCGGAAUGUUGAACGAGAGUUUCACAUGAUGCCUGUUGUUGAGCACACGCUUGGCCAGAUCUCUGGAGCCAAGUACUUUACGAAACGGAAUCCAACUCGACUUGUGCCAAUCUCAGUGGACAAGGAAGACCUCAACUCGAAAGAAGAGCUGCGACGGUCAAGACAGAAGAAGGACUACGAUUCGCAUCAUCGUGUCCAGCCGAAGGAAGACCUCCAACCUGAAGAAGUUGUCUGGGUUAAAGACCUUCGAACCUGGGGAAAAGUGUUGGAGAAUGCUAAUGCUCCGGGUUCUCUUAUUGUGGACACACCGCGAGGAAAGUUUCGACGCAACUCCUUGGCGCUGACUCGUGCUCACACGAAUGAUCUCCCCGAAACGCCUGCUCCAGAUUUGGACUGCCCAUCCCAGUCAUUCGUCGAUGGACAAAAUACGAAGGACCCACCUGAACAGAAUCAAGAUCGCCGACCUCGGGACCAAGCUUCAAAGAAUGAUGGCAACUACGUUACGCGUUCUGGUCGAAUUGUCAAGCCUGUGCAACGUCUCUUAUGUGAAAAGUGAUAGUUGUUACGAAUAUGCAUUUGAUUUAUUUAUGAAAUGAAUGCAUGAUUAUUAUUGAUGUCCUUUGUUUAUUGAUCUUUGUCCUUUAUGUAUGAAUGAUUUCUUUAGCUUAGAAAGGGGGGUGUGGUGUAAGGUAUGUCAUAGAGUAUAGUUAAGUCUCAUAUUUCUGUAUCUCUGACUGUGCUCGUCUCACUUGCCCAGUCAGUCACCAUCUGCUACUUGGAGAAUAAAGACAUGUAUAUAGUAACUCUCCAGUGCCUGCUCUCUGACUGAUUUCGACAUCGGUGUAAAUGGUGUGUCGAUGGCCAACGCUACCUAAUUGCAUCUCACACGCAUUACACUACAAAACCUGCUGUUACAAGAUUAUUGAUUUGGUAGAUAUUAGUGCUAUGUAACAUUUGAAGACAGAUUUUUACAAAGGCCAUCAAUAAAAUUACGCAAAACUUAAAAUGCGAAUUUAUUCAGUGGACAAAAUUAGGUUAUACAAGGUGGUUUAAAUAUAAGGUUACAAUGGAAAAUUUUUCAACGGGAAAAAUUCGCAAAUCUCCGAAA